Amblyraja radiata (thorny skate) is the source of this 2563-nucleotide messenger RNA. It is a transcript of the gene klhdc8b, whose product is annotated as kelch domain containing 8B. Gene Ontology annotation, biological process: nuclear chromosome segregation; mitotic cytokinetic process; mitotic nuclear division. Lineage: Eukaryota; Metazoa; Chordata; Chondrichthyes; Rajiformes; Rajidae. The record is from RefSeq and is a predicted model, not a curated record. The transcript has 6 exons. Gene Ontology annotation, cellular component: intercellular bridge; cellularization cleavage furrow; midbody. Gene Ontology annotation, molecular function: protein binding. Bases 1012 to 2076 code for a protein of 354 amino acids.
GAAAUCUCGAACCCUGGAAGGUUCUGAGCCUGAAAGAGUUAAUUUGGGUGACGUGUUUUUGUUUGAGAUUUUUAGCUUCCUCGGAGAGAGAAAUUGUAAAGACAUCAGUUGAAGGCUGAGGACAGAAUGAGAGGGGGGGGGGAGAGAGAGAGAGGGGGAGAGAGAACACAUGGCGAGAGGAAUACACUGAAUUCCCAAUUGACAACUGAAUUUCUAAUUCACAGUCGGGAACACUUGUGGUAAGAGGAGUCGAGAUUCCUGGGGAAAGUGAUGAGAGUCAGAGGGAGAGCAGUGCCGCGUGGGGUCGGGGCAGAGUCAGAGAGGCAGCAAGCAUGAGGAGUCGCUGUAGAAAUCAAUGGGGCGAUAGGAUCACAGCCCAGGGUGAAGGCAGAGGCCGAGGCAGCCAGCUAGCGAUUGGAGCAAGAGGCGAAUCCUGGGCGACAACGGAGGUUGGAGUGGGAGCAUGGAGCCAAGUCGGUGCCGAGAAAGCGAGCGAGCCGCGGCCGUCCGGGGACCCGCACCGCAGCCGGAGCCAGUAGAGACGGCAACAGUUCCAGCAGAGCGAAGAUAACUCAGCCGGCGAGCGCUUACAUCUGCCAAGACACGGGGGAAGGGACAAGCUUGAGGAGUUGACACAGGGCAGCUCAAAGCACGGGAUGCUCCAGCAGGUUUAACCCAGAAGAAAGGGAGAUGACGCCUAACUCUGAGAUGAAGGUUCCUCUGCUGUGCUCUACUUUCCUCUUCAAGGCAUUUACUUUCAUAUUCUGCCUACAGAUUACCAUAUAAAAUAACCUCCAAAGUAGCCUUUACCAAACUGUGGCUAUAGCUGUUACAAUGGAAUCUAUCCUUUUAUAAUUUUGUUUUGAGUUCCAGCAAUUGCUAAAUCAUCGUUCCAAGUUGUUGCCUCUAAAAAUGGUUUGUCAAUGAACUUCAUAAUUAGUGCUCUGGAACUUGUAACUGAAGGACUCUGAUGUUCUUUGGGAGACUCAGUGGGAACGCAUUACUGCAGGUAUGGCAGUGAGCGCAGUGAAGUCAAUGUAUUGGGAAGUGUUCCCUCCAAUGCCCACUAAGCGAGUGUACUGCACUCCUGUGUAUCAGGACAGGCAAUUAUUUGUAUUCGGAGGCUGCAGUGAGACAGGAUUGCCUCUGGACAAGGUGGAAAUGCUGGACGUAGUCAGUCAGAAGUGGACGGGGCUUCCCUCGAUGCCCACUCCACGCGCUGGGGCUGCAGUCGCCAUUCUGAACAAGCAAAUCCUCACCAUUGGAGGCAUGAACGAAGACCAGUGCCCCCUAGGAUCAAUGGAUGUCUUUAACAUGGACGAAGGCAAGUGGGAGAAGAAAGCACCACUGGGACAACCUUCAAUGGGAAUCACAGCUGUCAAAAAAGACGGCAAGGUGUACGCUCUGGGAGGGAUGGGCUUGGAGGCCGCCCCACAGGCACUGGUACGCGUCUACGAAGCAGACAGAGAUCACUGGCAGCCCUUGCCACCGAUGCUGACCCCACAGUACGCUGCCUCUGCCUUCCUCAAGAGCAACAAGAUCUUUGUCCUAGGAGGAAGACAGGGUAAGCUUCCAGUGACGGCUUUUGAGGCCUUGGACCUGGAAACAAAGAGCUGGACCAAGUAUCCCUGUAUCCCGAGCCGCCGUGCAUUUGCUAACUGUGCCAUGACUGAGAAAUGCUUUUACAGCCUGGGUGGUCUACAGCAACCAGGCCCUCACAACUUCUACUCCAGGCCACACUUUGUCAACACGGUGGAAGAAUUCGACAUGGAACAAGGAAAUUGGUUGAAACAGUCCCGCUCCACACGGAUGAGGGAGAAGCGUGCAGAUUUUUCUGUGGGUCACGUUGGAGGAAGAAUGAUUGCAGCCGGGGGUCUAGGAAACCAACCAGUACCACUUGGAUCAGUCGAAGGGUUCAAUCCAGUCAAGAGGAAAUGGGAAAGUCUACCUCCGAUGAAUUUCCCGCGUUGCUCUUGCGCCAACCUCCAAGUCGACAACAUGCUCUUUGUGAUCGGUGGUGUUGAACAGGGACCCAGUAACGCUGUGGAAGCCUUGUGUGACCGAGAGAGCAUCUGAACCGUGUGAAACUCUGAAACAGUCAUGGCGUAGAUCAACCGUUAAUUCAAUUACGGGCUUCUCGAUUAGUGUUCCUGUCAGUGUUGUUUGAAGAAUAUACAUGUUAUCAGUGAACGCUUUUAAAAUAACUGUUGUGAUACAAAGGCGCAUAAGAAACUCUUAAACACAAGGGCGAUGUUUCCUUGUAGAACUAGUUAAGUAUUUUCAUUCUUAACAAAAAAAACAAAUUGCUGGAGUAACUAGAGGGUCAGGCAGCAUCUCUGGAAGACAUGCAUUGGUGACGACUCGGGUCGGAUUGCAUUGUCUCAAACAAAAUGUGGUCAACUGUAGAAUGAUGAAAAACUGAUACAACUUUUAGACAGAAUAGGAGAUGAAUGUACGCAAGUGAGAGUGGAUCUCACUGUUGCAAAACGAGCAUUAAAUUAAGGAACAAUGGUUGAAGCAUACAGAAUGCAAAAUGGCUCAACAAAUUGUAGGUAAUCACUUA